GAUUUCUUAAGUGCGACAUGAAGCCAGAACAGGAUGUAAAGAUGCCUAAGGAAUUCUAAGAAAUAGCUCUCUAGGCCUGGACCUGAGAUGCGGUAAUAUGGCCAAGCACACCCAGAAGGUCGGCAUCAUCGGUAAAUAUAGCACCCGCCAUGGUGCUUUCACUCGGGAAGAUGGUGAAAAAAAAAAUGGAACUCAGCAUCGCAAGUGCACCUGCUCCUUCCGUGGCAAGACCAAGAAGCAGAGGCGAGCUGUGGGUCUCUGGCACUGUGGUUCCUGCAUGAAAACAGUGGCUCGUGGUGUCCAGACCUACAACACCGAUUCUGCCAUCACAGUCAGGUCUGCCAUCAGAAGACUGAAGGAAUUAAAAAGACCAGUAGAAGCGCUGCCAUCUGAGAUAUCCCUACCCUACAAUAAGUGGGUCAAUUUAUAUAACAACAAAAAAAGAAAUUCUGAGAAACAACUUCUGCUUCCGCCCAUGGUAGGAUAA
Molecule: messenger RNA, 487 nt
Organism: Perognathus longimembris pacificus (Pacific pocket mouse)
Lineage: Eukaryota; Metazoa; Chordata; Mammalia; Rodentia; Heteromyidae
Product: 60S ribosomal protein L37a-like
Exons: 1
Coding region: 98-487 (129 amino acids)
Biological process (GO): translation
Cellular component (GO): ribosome
Molecular function (GO): structural constituent of ribosome
Source: RefSeq, a predicted model, not a curated record